This is a messenger RNA of Charadrius vociferus (killdeer), 1446 nucleotides long. It is a transcript of the gene SLC2A13, whose product is annotated as solute carrier family 2 (facilitated glucose transporter), member 13. Gene Ontology annotation, molecular function: myo-inositol:proton symporter activity. Gene Ontology annotation, cellular component: membrane. Bases 1 to 1446 code for a protein of 481 amino acids. NCBI's taxonomy places the organism in Eukaryota, Metazoa, Chordata, Aves, Charadriiformes, Charadriidae. The transcript is spliced from 10 exons. Gene Ontology annotation, biological process: transmembrane transport. The record is from RefSeq and is a predicted model, not a curated record.
AUGGCCACGCUGGGGUGGGAGAAGGAGCGUGGGCACGUGAGGUGGUGUGCCCGAGGUGUAGCAUCUAUGACUGUGCCAGUGUACAUCGCAGAAGUUGCUCCUCCACACUUAAGAGGCAGAUUAGUCACCAUUAACACUCUGUUCAUCACUGGAGGGCAGUUUUUUGCAAGCGUCGUUGAUGGACUCUUCAGCUACCUCGCGAAGGAUGGGUGGAGGUACAUGCUGGGCCUGUCAGCUGUUCCGGCAGUUAUACAGUUUCUUGGAUUCCUGUUUCUUCCUGAAAGUCCCCGCUGGCUCAUUCAGAAAGGCCAGACUCAGAGAGCACGGAGAAUUCUGUCUCAAAUGCGUGGCAACCAGGCAAUCGAUGAGGAGUAUGACAGUAUCAAAAACAACAUAGAAGAAGAAGAAAAAGAAGUUGGAGCAGCUGGACCUGUGAUCUGCAGAAUGCUAACAUACCCUCCAACUCGAAGAGCCUUAAUUGUGGGUUGUGGUCUGCAGAUGUUUCAACAACUGUCAGGGAUUAACACCGUCAUGUACUACAGUGCUACCAUUUUGCAGAUGUCCGGAGUUGAAGACGACAGGCUUGCAAUCUGGCUGGCUGCACUGACAGCAUUUAUAAACUUCAUUUUUACUCUGGUGGGAGUCUGGCUCGUUGAAAGAAUGGGUCGCCGGAAACUUACACUUGGUAGCUUAACAGGUACUGCUGUAGCACUCAUUAUCCUAGCUUCGGGAUUUUUGCUAUCAGCUCAGGUCUCGCCAAGAAUCACACUUAAUCCACCAGAUCCUUCACAUCAAAACUCUACCUGCACAAAAUACAGUUAUUGUAAUGGAUGUAUGUUAGAUCCAGACUGUGGUCUCUGCUACAAAUUGAAUAAAUCAAGUGUUGUUGAGUCUUCGUGCAUUCCUGUUGAUAAAGAUUCCACAAUGAAAGCAGCGUGGGGCAGGUGUUCAAAUGAAACAGUAUUCAAAAAGGAAGAUUUGUUCUGGGCAUACAAUUUCUGCCCCACUCCAUACUCUUGGACAGCACUUCUGGGCCUUAUUUUAUACUUGGUUUUCUUUGCACCUGGGAUGGGUCCUAUGCCCUGGACCGUCAAUUCUGAAAUUUACCCACUUUGGGCUAGAAGCACAGGAAACGCGUGUUCCUCUGGAGUCAACUGGGUUUUCAAUGUGCUUGUGUCACUGACAUUUCUGCAUACGGCUGAAUAUCUGACGUACUAUGGAGCCUUUUUCCUCUACGCAGGGUUUGCUGCCUUGGGACUGGUUUUCAUCUACGGCUGCCUUCCUGAGACUAAAGGGAAAAAACUAGAGGAAAUUGAAUCUUUGUUUGAAAACAGGCUAUGUACAUGUGGUAUGUCAGAUUCUGAUGAAGGGCGGUAUAUCGAGUAUAUUCGGGUGAAGGGAAGUAAUUACCAUCUUUCUGACAAUGAUGCUUCUGAUGUGGAAUAA